AUGUCGAAUUGGUUGACCCUUCCGCAGCUGAGGGGAGAAGCUGAUAAUGUUCCUGGCCCCUCUCCGGCCGCAGCACAACAUGCACCAGCAACUUGGGAAGCCAUUGCUGAGGUGGCACAAGAAGUACAGAAGCAACACCAUCAGCAACAAGAGGAACAGAGGAUGAGACAAGAGCAGCAACAGCAACAACAGCAACAAAUUGAACUGCGACAGGGUCAACUUGGAGGAGCUGUCGCAUUGGAUGGUCCGAUCGAUCCAGGUAUCGAGCAGAAAAUGCCCGGAUCAGGCGGUUCUGCCGAUUCAACCUAUGUAAUGAGAAUCCAUGACAUGCUGGAAGAUGCAGACCGAGAAGGCAACACUGAAGUUGUGAGCUGGCAAUCUCAUGGUCGAUCAUUCCGCAUUCAUAAGGAAUCAGAAUUUGUCGACAAGAUCAUGCCGCGAUACUUCAAGGCUAGACUUGAUAGUUUCAAGCGAUGGCUUCGUGCGUGGGGCUUUGUCCGACAGACGGAAGGCGUUGAUCGCGGCGCCUGGUACCAUCGCUACUUUGUCCGGGGAGUGACUACUCUAUGCAAGAAUAUGACUCGAAUCCAGAUGUUGCAGGCAAUGGAAAAUUGGAUACCCACGGGCCAAGCGCCAGAUUUCUACAAAGCGUCUACGUCUUUGCAAGGCUGGUACGAAAAUCCGGUUCCCAAACUUGGCGCUGCAUCAGAUAUGGAUGGGAUUGCAUCAACCUCUUCAGCGAUAUCUAAAGCAGCCAAGGAUCCGAAACGACUCCGAGGAAGAGUGCUUGAAGACAUUCGACAAAUGUUGGAAGAAACAACAGCUGUCGAAAACGAGAGGGAGAUUGUAUCAUGGAUGCCACAUGGAAGAGCCUUCAAGGUGCACCAAAGCGACGCAUUCGUCAAGUUGAUCAUGCCUCGGUACUUUAAGACAGCCAAGAUUACUUACUUUUCAGAUGCGUUGAGAUUAUGGGGAUUUUGCAGGCUGAAGAAUAAAGGACCGGAUAAGGGGGCCUAUUUUCACUUGCACUUUGUCCGAGGAGAUGCCACGCAAACCAGACACUUGUCACGAAAACAAAUGAAGGAAGUCAUGGCGAACUGGCCGGGUCCCAAAGGAGAGCCAGACCUGUAUUCAAUUCAACCGCUGGGUCAAAUUGGAGUACUAGCCACACCAGCAGCAGGUGGAGCGAUGGGUACACAACAAGCUCUAUUGCAAACGACAAACGUGCCUCCAAAUGCCGGUGCAAUGGUCGGAAGAACUCCAAUUGAUCCAAUUGAAUUCUUGAACAUGCCCGUGGAAGGAACUCAAAAUCCGAUGCUAUUAAAUCAAGCGGCAAAUGCUAUGGAUCCAAAUGCUGCCACCUACCCGACAGUAGCGGCCAGUGUAUCCGAGCGGCAGCCUUUAGCACCAGCUGGUAAGAGUGUUACCAGUGGUGAUACAACUUAUGUCAUACGAAUCCAUGAGCUAUUGGAGGACUCUGAAAAGAUGGGAUUUCAAGAUAUCGUCAGCUGGCGAGUUCAUGGGCGAGCUUUUCGCGUCCAUAACGAAGCUGAGUUUGAAGAGAAGAUCAUGCCACGCUACUUCAAAGCCAAAAUGGCGAGUUUUCAGCGUUGGUUGCGGGCUUGGGGCUUUGUUCGGAUGACCGAGGGCAAGGAUCGGGGUUCUUGGUAUCAUCGGUACUUUGUUCGUGGGGCCACGGAUUUGUGCCGAAACAUGAGCCGAUUAGACAUGUUCAAUUCGAUGAAGAAUUGGUUGCCAAUUGAUCAAGUUCCAGAUUUCUACAAUAGUGGAACUGGUCAAGUGUUUUCAGAAGCUCCAAAGAAGGAAGCCCCGGCGACUGCAAAUCCAAAGAAUCCCAAACGGUUGCGGGGAACCGUCUUGGAGGAUCUUCGGAACAUGCUCGAGGAUGCGGAACAAGAAAACUCAACUAGUGUCACUUGGCUGCCCCAUGGAAGAGCGUUCUUUGUGACCGACAAGGCCUCUUUUGUGACAUUAGUUUUGCCUCGUUACUUCAAAGCAAAAAAGUUCACAUACUUUUCCGACAUCUUGAGGAUUUGGGGCUUUGUUCGGCUAAAGAAACAAGAUAAAGGGGCGUACUUCCAUCGCUUGUUUGUUCGAGGUAAGCCCGAGCUAACAAGGAAUUUGUCCCGCAAGCAAAUGAAAGAGUCGAUGGCCGGGUGGCCUCCACCCUCCGGAGAGCCAGACUUGUAUGGCUCUGAGGCAGCUGGUUUGACGUCAGGUUCGACAAAAGGCCUCGCACCCUCGACCGGCAUUGUUGGCAUAGCUGAAGCACUGCCAAUCCCCGCGUAUGCACCAGGAAUUUUUGCUCCGAAUGAGCGUGAAGCAGGAGACAAGCAAAAAGUCGAUGAGAUGAUCGAGCCGAUGAGGGUUGAGAUAUGA
Molecule: messenger RNA, 2400 nt
Organism: Cylindrotheca closterium
Lineage: Eukaryota; Bacillariophyta; Bacillariophyceae; Bacillariales; Bacillariaceae
Source: the annotation of a GenBank genome assembly